AUGUGGUGUAGUAAAUAUGAUUAUUUUUCUCUUAAUCAAAGUAUUUUUAAAUUCGAAUCCUGAAUAUGAAAAAAUAAAAAUUUUUGACAAAGAAUGCUAUCUCCGAAUAGGCUUUGUGUGACGUAAAUCCAAAUUAAUAUUGGACACUGAAUAAAUAAAAAGAAAAAAUAGACUGUAUAGUACUAAUGCUAUCUUCUUCCCACAAGCUCUUUGACUCAUUCUUCCCUCUAUCAAUAUUUGGUCUAUCAUUUCCUUACCACAUGAGGGAAAUACCCGCUGACAUGUGGAAUUCUGAUUCACCUACUGUUCGAUACGACCAUACUUUUAAGCAAGUACUACGAAAUCCAUUUAACAAAUUUUAAUUAACACAAGUUCCAUUAUGUUUCUGUGAGUUAAAAAGGGAAUUAUUACUAUUACUAUAUUAAUAAAAAUCUUCUGUUAGAUUUCUCUUACAUUACCUAAAUCCCUUUACCAAUUCAUUAACAACUGAAAUUAAUGGCGGAAGAAGAGAAAUCAGUACAAGAAGAGCUUUCACUGCCAAUUCUACUAGCUGAUAGAGUAAUCAAAUCUGCUCAAGAAGCCGAAUCAUCCAAAAUAGACUGCUCCGAGCUCGCUCGCCACGCUACUCAGCUGAGCCAACACCUCCGAUCAACUGUUCGGCUCACACAAUCCCAGUCACUGUACGAUCGGCCCAUACGCCGUAUAACUUCCGACGUCACAAAAACUCUCGAACGAGCACUUACGCUUGUACGAAAGUGCCGGCACAAGCCGAAUUUACUCCGUCAUGUUCUUGCGAUUACUUCCACGGCGGACUUUAGGAAAGUAUGUUCGCUUCUAGAGAGUUCUAUUGCCGAUGUGACGUGGCUGCUUUCGAUAUUCGACCCGGACGCUGGCCCGACGCUUUCGUUGCCUCCGAUUGCGAGUAAUGAUCCGAUUAUGGCUUGGGUUUGGUCGUAUAUUGCGACGAUUCAAAUGGGGAAUUUGCAGGAUCGAAUUGAUGCUGCUCAGGCGUUGGCGAAUUUAGCUAUUGAUAAUGACCGGAACAAGAAGAUGAUUGUGGAAGAGAAUGGGAUUCCGCCUCUGUUGAAGCUGCUGAAGGAGAGCAGUUCAGCAGAAGCACAGAUUGCUGCGGCUACGGCUCUGUACAAUUUGGCUGAUGAUGAGGAAAGAGUGAGGGCGAUAGCGAAUGAUCUUGGGGUUCAAAUUAUUGUUAAGGUGCUUGCGGAAUCGCCCAUGAGAGUGCAAAUUCACGUGGCAAAUUUGGUGGCACGGAUGGCUGAUUUGGACGAAUACGCGCAGGAAGAGUUUGGGAGGGAGAAUAUAACGAGGCCAUUGGUUAUACAUUUGGGAAUGGAUGUAGUUUUGGAUGAGCCGACAGAUGCACAGCCGCGUAAGACACCUAGUUUGCAUUCUUUAGUUCAAAUAAAUAAGGAGAUGGCUAGGAAUAAUUUUAGUUUGCAUUCGAAUUCGAUGGAUGGGAGUAGUAGGGGAGGGAAGAAAGAGAAGGAUAGGGAGUUGGAGCCUCCUGAGGUGAAAGCUAAGCUUAAAGUAAGCUGUGCAAUGGCGUUGUGGAAAUUGGCGAAAGGUAGUUUGUUGAAUAGCAGGAAGAUUACUGAGACUAAGGCUUUGCUUUGUUUGGCGAAGAUUAUUGAGAAGGAGAAGGGGGAACUGCAGAUUAAUUGUCUGAUGACACUAAUGGAAUUGGCUGCCGUGGCAGAGUCUAAUACUGAACUUAGACGAGUGGCGUUCAAGCCUACUUCACCUGCUGGAAAAGCAGUUAUUGAUCAGCUAUUGAGGGUAAUAAAAGAGGAAGCUGACCCUCUAUUGGUGAUUCCGGCUAUCAAGGCGAUUGGGUCAUUGUCUAGGACAUUUCCUGCAAAAGACACACGAAUUGUCGGGCAUAUAGUGGCUGAACUUGAACAUGGAAAUACUGAUGUUGCUAUGGAAGCAUGUAUUGCCUUGGGGAAAUUUGCAUGUCCGGACAAUUUUAAUUGCGUGGAGCACUCGAAGGCAAUUGUUGAAUUUGCUGGAGUACCAAAGCUGAUGAAUUUGCUGAGGUACGACCGAGGGCAGUUGCACGGGCUUCAACUGCUCUGCUACCUUGCUUUGCACGUUGGUAAUAGUAAGGCCCUUGAACAAGCAAGAGCACUGAGCAUCCUUGAGGGUGCUGCUCGUCAUGUAGUUGCUCUACAUCCUGAUCUAAGGGAGUUAUUUGCCAAGGCGAUCCACCAUCUUACUCUUUAUCAACCCGGAGGUCAUAUGCACAGACAGGCUUAAUGCUUCAUUGUUUGGAUUCCUAUCCAAGUAGAAUGUCCUUAGCACUCCAUGCUUCUCGAAUAAUCAGGUUUGAAGCACUGUCCUGACAAAGUCUUGUUUUGUAUUCGUGCAGAAUUUCAGCUUCAAACCUUUGAAACUGCUGUGCAUUUUGGGUCGAAGCUAUUAGGUAGGGUUCAGAUGAAUCCAAUGGCUUGUGCUUAGACUGUAUUUGCAUUAGGAAAUUCAUUAAAUAUGUAUAAAUAUUUAGUUGAGAAUCCAGUAACCAAAAUGAGUUAUGCGCUCGGUGGCAAGUUCAGAACGCAUAAACUUCAGUCCGUCUAUGCGUACAUUGUGCAGAUUAGGAUUUUCAAACCUAAAAAAAAUGUUACAUUGUUUUUCUAAAG
Messenger RNA from Capsicum annuum, 2660 nucleotides. RefSeq lists its product as uncharacterized. The record is from RefSeq and is a predicted model, not a curated record. Gene Ontology annotation, biological process: cell surface receptor signaling pathway. NCBI's taxonomy places the organism in Eukaryota, Viridiplantae, Streptophyta, Magnoliopsida, Solanales, Solanaceae. The transcript has a single exon. Gene Ontology annotation, molecular function: protein binding. Bases 496 to 2277 code for a protein of 593 amino acids.